AUGUCCAGCCAAGCCUUCAAUCUAUCUCAGUCCGCGUAUCAACAUAAUGAAAGCAAAGUCCAAGUAGUUUUGCAAUCAAUACGUACAAUGCUACCUCCUUUAUCCUCUGAUCGUCAUAAAGGUCAGAGUGGUAGAAUUGCUAUCAUCGGUGGUUGCUUCGAAUAUACUGGUGCUCCAUAUUUUGCUGGUAUUUCUGCUUUAAGAACCGGGGGUGAUCUAUCUCAUAUAUUUUGCACUGCUGAUGCUGGAAUUCCCAUAAAAACCUAUAGUCCAGAGUUGAUUGUCCAUCCGAUGCUAGAUCAUCAAAAUGCUGUCAACAUUUUCGAUGAAUGGCUACCACGGAUGCACUGUCUUGUUAUUGGACCUGGAUUGGGCAGAGAUGAUGAAGUUGUUGAAACAGUAAAGAAAAUAAUUGCUAAAGCAAAAGCAAAGCAAGUUAACAUCGUGAUUGAUGCUGAUGGCUUAUACAUCGUUACUAAAUAUCCAGAUAUAAUCAAAGGCUACAAGUUUGCUAUUCUCACGCCAAACAAAGUAGAAUUUUCUCGUUUAUACUCAACCCUCAUGGGUAAAUCUCCAGAUGCAAACCUUGGUGUAUCCAAUACUAAAGAUGUUGCAAAUGCGCUGGGAAAUGUAACAGUAGUACAAAAAGGUAGCCGUGACAUUAUUUCCAAUGGAAUUGAAGAUCUGAUAUGCGAUGCAGCUGGUUGCUCGCGCAGAUGUGGCGGUCAGGGUGAUAUCUUAUCUGGCUCAAUGGGCACAUUUUUGCAUUGGGCUCGUACUAAUGAAAAAGAAACUAGUAGAAACGAUAGCAGGAUGAAUACGUUAUCUCCAACUCUUACUGCUGCCUAUGCUGCAUGCUUAUUAGUCAAGACCUGUGCAGAAGCUGCAUUCAAACUGAAAGGGAGAUCGAUGAUAGUAUCAGAUUUAAUUGAUAUAAUUCAUCCAUCGUUCCAACUGUUGUAUGAGAAUAGCAAGCUGUAA
Messenger RNA from Trichoplax adhaerens, 981 nucleotides. RefSeq lists its product as uncharacterized. Gene Ontology annotation, molecular function: ATP-dependent NAD(P)H-hydrate dehydratase activity. Lineage: Eukaryota; Metazoa; Placozoa; Uniplacotomia; Trichoplacea; Trichoplacidae. The transcript has 9 exons. The coding region runs from base 1 to 981 and encodes 326 amino acids. The record is from RefSeq and is a predicted model, not a curated record. Gene Ontology annotation, biological process: metabolite repair.